GACUGACGGUGAGGCCUCGGCGGGUGCGGGGACGCGGGGCAGCGCCGGGAUCCGGGCCGUCUGGGGUGGGGGGCUCCCGGGGCGGUGCGCGGCGGGGAGAGGCGCAGGGCGGCUCGCUCGGCCCGGGCGAUGCAGUGCCCCGAGGGGGCCGCCUGGGGGGCUUCCCGGGCCGGGCUGGGUCGGGCCCACGGGCAGCGCGGCGGGCCCCAGGGAGCGCAGGAGCUCGGAGGGCGGUGGAGUGAGGACCCCGAGCUGGGGACGGCGGCUAAGAGGAACAGGGGUGUCUGGAGGGCCGGUCGGGAAGUGUAUCUGGGCGACUUACAAGGCAGGCCACCCUACUAGAGUGGCAGUCAGAGGACACUUGCUGAAGUCACUUCUUCACUUCCACCAGAUGGGUCCUGGGAAUUGAACUGAGGUGGUCUUUCUACUGGUGAUUAGAAAACUUGACAAAUUUGCUUUCCCCCUUCCUUUGAAGGGUGGGUGAUGAGAACUGGACUCGGGUCCUCAGGAAGAGCAGUGAGCAUUCUUAACCACUGAACUGUCUCCAGCCCAAGGUGUGCCUUUCCUUCCAGCACUUGACAGACCGAAGCAGACAACUUCUGGGAGUUUGAAGCCAGCAAAUUUCAGGGCAAGACCUUGUCCCAAAAUACGAAGUUAUACGGAAACGUCUUCUGAUUGAUGGAGAUGGUGCUGGGGAUGAUCGGAGAAUUAAUCUCCUCGUGAAAAGCUUCAUUAAAUGGUGCAACUCUGGAUCCCAAGAGGAAGGGUAUAGCCAGUACCAACGCAUGCUGAGCACUCUGUCCCAGUGUGAAUUUUCAAUGGGCAAAACAUUGCUGGUAUAUGAUAUGAAUCUCAGAGAAAUGGAAAAUUAUGAAAAAAUAUACAAAGAAAUAGAAUGUAGUAUUGCUGGAGCACAUGAAAAAAUUGCUGAGUGUAAAAAGCAGAUUCUUCAAGCAAAACGAAUACGAAAAAAUCGACAAGAAUAUGACGCUUUGGCCAAAGUGAUCCAGCAUCACCCAGACAGGCAUGAGACACUGAAGGAGCUAGAGGCUCUGGGCAAAGAAUUAGAGCAUCUCUCACAUAUUAAAGAAAGUGUUGAAGAUAAGCUGGAAUUGAGACGGAAACAAUUUCACGUUCUUCUUAGUACCAUCCAUGAACUUCAACAGACAUUGGAGAAUGAUGACAAGCUGUCAGAGGUGGAUGAAGCUCAAGAAAGCACCAUGGAAGCAGACCCUAAGCCAUAGAUGGACUGACCGUCGCCAUUUACAGGGACAGCGAAUAGCUGCAUGGGCUUCCUGGGUUCAGUGUGUUGUACUUUUGGGAUAUUUCAACUUCAGCAUUGAAGUACUUUGCUUUCAAGUAUUCAUGUGUCGUUCAUAUUUCUUCACAGAACGGAAAUGUAUCCCAUAUAUAUGUAUUUUUUAAAUACAUUUUUAUCCUUAAACAUAGAAAUCAGCAUCUGAAAAUAUUUAAUAAAAUGUCUCAAGGUGGA
Messenger RNA from Mus musculus (house mouse), 1492 nucleotides. RefSeq names its product THO complex 7 (gene Thoc7). Lineage: Eukaryota; Metazoa; Chordata; Mammalia; Rodentia; Muridae. The transcript is spliced from 10 exons. The record is from RefSeq and is a predicted model, not a curated record. Gene Ontology annotation, biological process: mRNA processing; mRNA export from nucleus. Gene Ontology annotation, cellular component: nucleus; THO complex; cytoplasm. Bases 786 to 1244 code for a protein of 152 amino acids.